Molecule: messenger RNA, 666 nt
Organism: Sabethes cyaneus
Lineage: Eukaryota; Metazoa; Arthropoda; Insecta; Diptera; Culicidae
Product: prohormone-3
Exons: 7
Coding region: 1-666 (221 amino acids)
Source: RefSeq, a predicted model, not a curated record
AUGAAAGCACCCGCGCUGUGGGCGGCAAUCGGAGCGAUACUCAUCUUCACUGGCACCGCGAACGCAUGGGGCGGUUUAUUCAACAGAUUUUCACCGGAAAUGCUAGCGAACCUGGGCUACGGCAGCCACGGUGGAGCGUAUCGACCGCAAACGUUCCUGCAGAAUGAAAUUCUGGACGAAGAACAGCAGAACCAGCGCAUCGAGGAUGAUGGCUGCUACGGAAAGCCCUGUUACUCGAACGAGAACUGCUGCCCGGGGUUGGUUUGCGUAAAUGUUGAUGGAGGAGCGAAGAGCAAAAUAAUAUCAAAAUUUAUUGGCCACUGCAUGAUUACACUGGGACGCAAAUACGGUGAACUCUGUCGCCGAGAUUCGGACUGCGAGUCGGGCCUAGUUUGCGAUAUAUCGACCCUGAGUGGGGCCAGCGUUUGUCGUCCGCCCAUCGUGCUGGCCAAGCAGUACGCCGAGGAUUGCAUCACCUCUAGCGAUUGUGAUAUCUCCCGAGGACUUUGCUGCCAGGUGCAAAGAAGACAUCGGCAAGUGCCCCGCAAGGUCUGCUCUUACUUCAAGGACCCUCUGCUGUGCAUUGGUACCGUGGCCGCCGAUCAGGUGAAACACGAAAUCGAACAUACAGCGGGCGAAAAACGAAUCAUUUACAACAAACACUAA